Messenger RNA from Pleurotus ostreatus (oyster mushroom), 990 nucleotides. RefSeq lists its product as uncharacterized. The coding region runs from base 1 to 990 and encodes 329 amino acids. NCBI's taxonomy places the organism in Eukaryota, Fungi, Basidiomycota, Agaricomycetes, Agaricales, Pleurotaceae. The transcript is spliced from 6 exons. The record is from RefSeq and is a predicted model, not a curated record.
AUGGACGCAUUCUACAACAAGGCCGAAGCUGUACGAGUACUCGACGAGAUCAUCACGGAACGCAUAGAUGCGGCGCCAGGGCUGCAGAUGUACGGGAUGGACUCGGAAGCAGUGGAAAAAUUCGGUUUAACUAUUGUCAAAGAAGAGACCAAUGCGGCUUCAAAAUUAAUUCAAGUGAACGAACUUACCGGCGAAGCGGAAGAAGCAUUGAUAGCCAUUCAAGGAAUUGUUACGGGCUGUCUGUUACCGCCCUUUGAGCCGAAAUCAAGCCGACCCGAUGAGACGAGACGAUUGGCCCAUGCGAGGCAGAGCGUAACGAUCGCUGGACUUGGUUCAAAGUCAUUCAACACCAUCGUACAAAACUCCCGCCACAUGUACACGAUGUUUAGCCGUUACACACCGAAUGCAAAACUACAGCCAGUCCCCGAGUUCAUUGGCAAAUAUCGGGGUACUGGCGACAGCAGCACCGUCGAGUCUUCCACCAUCACGGCCAGCUCCCGCUUCUUCACGCCAGUUAAGCAAGCAUCGGGGCUCGAUAUCGUCGAUAUAAAUGCUGAACUCGAUCCGCGCGGGGUUCUCAGUAAGGUAGACGCGUCGAAGUGGGUGCACACGGAGGAUAAUGAAGUAGGGUAUUACAUCCAAACGCCUCAUGCAGACGAAAACAGGCAAAUCGGCGAUAUAGUAGAAAUCCAGGCUUCCAUGUUAAGCCUCCCAAGCAAAGGUAAUUACACAGUCAAGCUCAUUCUGCGAAGCAUUGUAUUGCUAGACGGCCAUCUUACGUCGGCAGCCACAACGGCCCGAACGCUUGCUGCGGACACAAUUGUCUUACCUCCGCCACGUCGACUCAAGCGGCAGAACCCCUACGGUGGUUACAUCGUUCAACAGGGUCAGAUUCCGCGAAAUACCAAGGCUAUCGAGGCCGAAGCAGCUCAGUAUCAGGCAGGGGAGGAAUUGGAGGAGUCUGAUUGGCACAACGUUACAAUGGAGUAA